UACACGAGGAGCAUUGAACCAUCGAAGGCGUAGUUAGCUGACGACAAGACUUUUGAUAACACAACCGCCCAAGAAACUCUGGCGCAUCUGCCAGCCUGUCCUUUCUGCUUCUCACAUCCACCACCAACACCAUGUUCAACCGGCAAUGCAGAGCAGCGCUGCAAUCGUCGCAGCGACUGUACGCCACAUCGCGAUACCAUGUCGCCACUGCUUGCAACUACUCGACUGCCCCCCGUCGCAUUCCCUUGACACCGCUGUCUCUUCGCCACUCAUCCCUCGCCGCAUCGCGUUCGCUUAGUACCACUCCUGCCCGCAGGAAAGACGAUUCGCCCAAGAAGGUUGAUCCAGAAGAGGAGGCACAAGAGCAGGAAGACAAAGACAAGAAGGACCGCAAGGACUCGCUAGACCCUGUCAAGGAAGACUCGGCUCCAAAGGAACCCACACCCAUUGGAGCUUCUUCAGCAGGAGCCUCUUCCCUCGGAGGCGAAUCCGCAACAGCAGCAGGCGGCGAGAGCGGAAGUGGCGGCGGUGGUCGCAAGCGCAAGGGCGGCGAGAAGGGUCUUGUCAAGCCUUCGGUGCCUGAUGUCUACCCGCAAGUCCUCGCCAUCCCAAUCGCUCAACGGCCGCUGUUCCCUGGCUUCUACAAGGCCAUCACCAUCCGCGACCCCAAUGUCAUUGCCGCCGUGCAAGAGCUGCUCAAGCGUGGUCAGAGCUAUGUUGGUGCCUUCUUGCUGAAGGAUCCCGAGUCCAACACAGAUGUUAUCACCGACCCUAGCGAAGUCUACGAUGUUGGUACUUUUUGCCAGAUCACCGGAGCCUUCCCCGCUGGUCACGGUGAUGAGAAGGCCCUUCAGGCAGUCUUGUAUCCUCACCGCAGAAUCAAGCUCACCAGUUUGAUGCCUCCUAAAAAGGGCGAGAAGGGUGACGCUGUGGUCGAGGACACCCCUGCUGUCGCCACAGCCACAAUCGAAGCUGCUGAGAAGCCUGAAACCGACGUCGAAUCCAAGGGUGACGUGACUGCCAGCUUCGAAGAGUCUCACGUCGAGACUCCUGGAGAGAAGAAGCAGGUCGCACAGUACGAGCCCACCGACUUCCUCAAGACAUGGCAAGUCAGUCUGGUCAAGGUUGACAACCUCGCCGACGAGCCCUUCGACAAGCGCGACCCUACCAUCCGCGCUUUGAUCUCCGAGAUUGUCAACACUUGCAAGGAGAUUGGAAGUGUCAACCAGCUCUUCCGCGACCACGUUUCCGCUUUUGCCAUGUCGCAGUCCGCCGCAAACAUCGCUGACGAACCCGCCAAACUCGCUGAUUUUGCUGCGGCCGUGUCUGGUGGCGAGGGUAUGGAGGAGGCCCAAGCAGUUCUUUCCAGCCUGGACAUUAAGGAGAGACUCAGCAAGGCUCUCGAAAUUAUCAAGAGAGAAUACAUGAACGCCCAGCUCAGCAGCAAAAUUAGCAAGGAUGUUGAGAGCAAGAUUCAGAAGCGUCAGCGUGAAUACUGGCUCAUGGAGCAAAUGAAGGGUAUCAAGCGCGAGCUUGGUAUGGAGAGUGACGGCAAGGAUAAACUGCUCGAAAACUUCAGAGAGAAGGCUACCAAGUUGGCCAUGCCCGACCCUGUCAAGAAGGUCUUUGACGAGGAAAUCAACAAGCUUGCCCAUCUCGAGCCUGCUGCUUCCGAGUUCAAUGUCACAAGAAACUACCUAGACUGGCUGACCCAGAUUCCGUGGGGCAAGCGCAGUGCUGAGACUUUCGGCAUCAAGAAUGCAAUGAAGAUUUUGGACGAGGAUCACCACGGCUUGAAGGAUGUCAAGGAUCGCAUUCUUGAAUUCAUCGCUGUUGGAAAGCUUCGCGGUACCGUCGAGGGCAAGAUCUUGUGUAUGGUCGGUCCUCCUGGUGUAGGAAAGACCAGUAUUGGAAAGUCGAUUGCUCGCGCAUUGAACAGACAAUACUACCGCUUCAGUGUUGGUGGUUUGACUGAUGUCGCCGAAAUCAAGGGUCACCGCAGAACUUACGUUGGCGCCCUGCCCGGUCGUAUCAUUCAAGCUUUGAAGAAGUGUCAAACCGAGAACCCUCUUAUUCUGAUUGAUGAGGUCGACAAGAUUGGCCGUGGUCAUCAAGGUGAUCCGUCAUCAGCCCUUCUUGAACUUCUCGACCCCGAACAAAACAACUCUUUCCUCGACCACUACAUGGACGUUCCCGUCGAUCUCAGUAAGGUCCUCUUCGUCUGCACAGCAAACAUGACAGACACCAUCCCCCGCCCUCUCCUCGACCGUAUGGAGAUGAUCGAGCUGUCAGGCUAUGUCGCUGACGAGAAGAUGGCUAUCGCCGAGCGCUACCUCUCACCCGCCGCCAAGGACCUUUCCGGUCUCAAGGACGUCGACAUUGAAAUCGAGAAGGAAGCCAUCGCCGAACUCAUCAACAAAUACUGCCGUGAGUCUGGUGUCCGCAACCUGAAGAAGCAGAUCGAGAAGGUCUACCGCAAGUCCGCUCUCAAGAUCAUUCAGGAUCUCGGCGAGGACGCUUUCCCCGAGGAGAAGGCUCUCACAUCCGAAGGCAAGGAGGCACAGCAGGAAGCCGCAAAGGAUACUUCCGACACCAAGGAAACACCUACAGAUAUCGAGAAGGAGACCACAGAGACACCACGUGUUGCACUGUCAGUACCUUCAUCAGUGAAUGUUCGCGUCACAAAGGACAACCUUAAGGAUUACGUCGGCCCUCCCGUUUUCACCGCCGACCGCCUCUAUGAAACCACUCCUCCCGGUGUCGCCAUGGGUCUCGCCUGGACAUCCAUGGGUGGUGCCGCCCUAUACGUGGAAACCAUCCUCGAGUCCGCCCUCUCUUACUCCUCCCGCCCCUCCCUCGAACGCACCGGAAACUUGAAGGCCGUCAUGAAAGAAUCAACAUCCAUUGCCUACUCAUUCGCCAAGGGCUUCCUCGCACAACGCUUCCCCGACAACAAAUUCUUCGAACAUGCUAGAGUGCAUAUGCAUUGUCCUGAGGGAGCCGUGCAGAAGGACGGACCCUCUGCUGGUAUUACCAUGGCUUGCUCGUUGAUCUCUCUUGCACUCAAACAGCCAUUGGCGCAAACUGUUGCCAUGACUGGUGAAUUGACUGUUACCGGAAAAGUCUUGCGUAUCGGUGGACUCAGAGAAAAGACAGUAGCGGCCAGACGCGCCGGAGCCAAGAUGGUCAUUUUCCCCAAGGACAAUCUUAGUGACUGGUUGGAGUUGCCCGAGAACAUCAAAGAAGGCAUCGAAGGCAAACCAGUAGCUUGGUACAACGAAGUCUUCGACCUCGUCUUCCCCGGCGUCGACGCAAAGCAAGCGAAUGGACUUUGGAAACAACAAUUGAAAAAGGACAAGAAGGAGAAAAAGGACAAGGAAGAUAAAGACAAGGAGUAUGAUUCCGAUUAGGAACUGCUUACUUUCUCCCCCUUUGUUGAGCAUCCUUCCCUUUUCUUCCUCUCUUUGUCUUUGGUGGUGGGCUUUUGUAUAGAGUAGAUUGCUCUCUUUCUCUCUCUCUGCUAUUUUGUAGAUCAUAAGAGCAUGUUUUUUUUUGGCGUUUGUUGUUUAUUUUCUAGCGAUUCAUUUAUUCUGGUUGUUACUUUUUUCCAAGUGUAUAAAAAUCCUCUCUUCUUUUUUUU
Molecule: messenger RNA, 3640 nt
Organism: Aureobasidium pullulans EXF-150
Lineage: Eukaryota; Fungi; Ascomycota; Dothideomycetes; Dothideales; Saccotheciaceae
Product: lon protease-like protein
Exons: 2
Coding region: 132-3410 (1092 amino acids)
Biological process (GO): protein quality control for misfolded or incompletely synthesized proteins; chaperone-mediated protein complex assembly; protein catabolic process
Cellular component (GO): mitochondrial matrix
Molecular function (GO): single-stranded DNA binding; ATP-dependent peptidase activity; ATP binding
Source: RefSeq, a predicted model, not a curated record